AAGCUUCUCUGUCUCUCUCUCACUCGCAGGGUUCUUUGGAAUCUUCUAAACGAUGCCGAGGUAUUACUGUGAUUAUUGCGAUACUUAUCUCACUCACGAUUCCCCAUCAGUAAGGAAGCAGCACAAUGCUGGUUACAAGCACAAGGCGAAUGUGAGAAUAUACUAUCAGCAAUUUGAGGAACAACAAACCCAAAGUUUGAUUGAUCAGAGAAUUAAGCAACAUCUUGACCAAACUGGAGGGUAUCCACAGGUUGGUGCUGUGUUUAAUCAGCAUAUGCUCGCCAGACCUCGCCCUCCGAUGAUGCUACCACCUGGAGGUAUGCCUAUGGGUAUGCGACCUCCUGUUCUGCCUAGACCCAUGAUGCCUGGUCAAGGUUACAUGCCUCCUCCAGGAGUACCACAGAUGAUGGCACCGCCUGGCGCUCCUCUUCCUCCACCACCACAAAAUGGUAUUCUGAGGCCACCAGGAAUGGCUCCCAUACCAGGUCAAGGUGGUGGACCACCUCCCAAUUAUAAUGGACUACCUCCUCCCCCUCCUUAUCAUCCAAAUCCUGCUGCUCCACCAAGUGGUAGUUUCAACAAUCCGAACCUUAACAAUCCGAACCUCAGCAAUCUGAACCCCAACAAUCCGAACCCCAGUGCUGAAUCUCCUGAAAGCAAUGAGUAGAGUUAGGUCUGAAUGAAUCAUUUUUCUACUG
Molecule: messenger RNA, 698 nt
Organism: Arabidopsis arenosa
Lineage: Eukaryota; Viridiplantae; Streptophyta; Magnoliopsida; Brassicales; Brassicaceae
Source: the annotation of a GenBank genome assembly